AUGAUUAUGCUCUCAUUGCAGAAUGAUGAAGUGGAGUUUGUUCGAACUGGCUAUGGGAAGGAUAUGGUAAAAGUUCUCCAUAUUCAACGAGAUGGAAAAUAUCAUAGCAUUAAAGAGGUGGCAACUUCAGUACAACUGACUCUGAGCUCCAAAAGAGAUUAUCUGCAUGGCGAUAAUUCAGACAUCAUCCCUACAGACACCAUCAAGAACACAGUUCAGGUCUUGGCAAAGUUCAAAGGGAUAAAAAGCAUAGAAAGCUUUGCUAUGAAUAUCUGUGGGCAUUUCAUUUCUUCUUUUGACCACGUCACCCGAGCUCAUGUCUACGUGGAAGAAGUUCCCUGGAAGCGGUUUGAAAAGAAUGGAGUUAAGCAUGUCCAUGCAUUUAUCCACACUCCCACGGGAACACACUUCUGUGAGGUUGAACAGAUGAGAAAUGGACCUCCAGUCAUUCAUUCUGGAAUCAAAGACCUCAAGGUCUUGAAAACCACCCAGUCUGGAUUUGAAGGAUUCCUCAAGGACCAAUUCACCACCCUUCCUGAAGUGAAGGACCGGUGCUUUGCCACCCAAGUAUACUGCAAGUGGCGCUAUCACCAGAGCAAAGAUGUGGACUUUGAGGCUACUUGGGGCACUGUUUGGGACAUUGUCCUGGAGAAAUUUGCUGGACCCUAUGACAAAGGCGAGUACUCACCCUCUGUCCAGAAGACCCUCUAUGACAUACAGGUGCUCUCCCUGAGCCAGCUUCCUGAGAUAGAAGAUAUGGAAAUCAGCCUGCCAAACAUACACUACUUUAAUAUAGACAUGUCCAAAAUGGGACUGAUCAACAAGGAAGAGGUCUUGUUGCCGUUAGACAAUCCAUAUGGCAAAAUUACUGGUACAGUCAAGAGGAAGUUGUCAUCAAGGCUGUGA
Castor canadensis (American beaver) is the source of this 906-nucleotide messenger RNA. NCBI's taxonomy places the organism in Eukaryota, Metazoa, Chordata, Mammalia, Rodentia, Castoridae. The record is from RefSeq and is a predicted model, not a curated record.